Molecule: messenger RNA, 1268 nt
Organism: Medioppia subpectinata
Lineage: Eukaryota; Metazoa; Arthropoda; Arachnida; Sarcoptiformes; Oppiidae
Source: the annotation of a GenBank genome assembly
AUUGCACGCAAAACGUGGUAAAAAUGGCCGUAAUAUUGAACACACUUCACGCCAGAGCGGCGACCAGGAUCAGUUUGCGCACGUUUCGGCUGCCGGGCCCGUGCAAAGUCACCCGGCCAAACGCGUUAAGGUCAUUGAAUACCAACACCACUGCCACCGGUUCAUCGCAAUCAUCUAGAUGGCGGCAAAUUUUAUAUACGACGGGAGCGGUGGCCGGAGUGGGCGCUAUCGGCCUGUACUACGCUCUCGACCAGUCGGUGAAGGCGUCGGGCCUGGAGUUGCAUCCGCCCGCCUAUCCCUGGAGUCACAACGGCUUUAUCAAAGGCUUCGACCAUCAGAGUAUUCGCCGCGGGUAUGAGGUGUACAAACAGGUGUGCGCCGCCUGUCACGGCAUGAAGUACGUGUCCUAUCGGGAACUGGUGGGUGUGUCCCAUACGGAGGCCGAGGCCAAACAGGCGGCUUCUGAGGUGUGUAUAGCCGACCCGAUGCUGGUGGAGGGGGUGAUCCAAGUGCUGGACGGCCCGGACGACACCGGGAAGAUGUUUCUACGACCGGGCAAACUGUUCGACCGCUUUCCGUCUCCCUAUCCCAACGAAGAGGCCGCCCGCGCGGCCAACAACAGCGCCCUACCGCCCGAUCUCAGCGUUAUUGUGCUCGCCCGGCACGGCGGCGAGGACUACAUAUUCUCGCUGUUGACCGGCUAUAUGGAGGCGCCGGCGGGUGUGGUGUUGGCCGACGGCAUGCACUUUAACCCGUACUUUGUGAGCGGUUCGGGCUCUAUAGGUAUGGCACAGGCGUUGUUCAGCGAUAUGAUUGCGUACGAAGACGGCACGACCGCCACUCAGAGCCAAUUGGCCAAAGAUGUGGUCACUUUCCUGUCGUGGGCCGCGCAGCCCGAGUACGACAAACGCAAAAAGGCCUCAAUUGAUGUGAGUAGUGUUGCCCCCGAUGGUAGGGUGGGUGUGAAGGGACUGAUUGAUUGCCCGGUCUAUUGUCCCAAAGUACUGCUAAUAAUGAUCCCAAUGCUCGUACUGUUGACGUUCUGGAAGCGGCACUUGUGGUCGACAAUCAAAUCGCGUAAAAUACUGUUCAGAGAGACAAUCAAACCGCCGAAGAAGUCUUAAUCGCCGCCACAAUAGUUAUAUAUUAAUUGCAUUGUAAUUGAAAAUAAUAUUAAUUAUUAUUAAUUAUUAAUAUUAAGUGAAUUAGUUAUGAAUUUUAAUUAUUUAAUUAAUUGAUUAUUUAAAUUGACAGCAAAAAUAUCAGCU